AUGACCCUGACGUGACCAGACGUGACCUCAGGUCUGAUUUCUGGAUUUUGUGGAAGACAGACGACGAAAAAGACAGAACACAAUGUCAUCGUACCAGUCUCUGGAAGGUGUGCCAUCAUUGGCCAAGCUGGAUCGUGCGGAAGAGUUCAAGGGCGCGGGGGGGUUCAUCAUCGCUACCGACCCGCUAUCCCAGCGUGCUGCGGACGUCCGAGCACACAGGGUCAACUGGCAGUCCUAUCUACAGGGCCAGAUGAUCUCACAAGAAGACUUUCAGUUCAUCCGAGAGUUCGACAACGUGUCUGCUGAGAACAGGGAGAAGGUGCUGCAGGACAAGGGCAUGCAGGCAGUGAAGACAUUCCAAAACCUGAUGGGGAAGAUUUCCAAGGACCAGACUGUGCAAUACAUCCUGACUAUGGUGGAUGACAUGCUACAGGAGAAGCAUGAUCGAGUGAACUUGUUCUUUGACUAUGCCAAGAAAAUGAAGACUGCGCCCUGGUCUCAGUUCAUCAACAUGCUGAACAGACAGGACCAGUUUGUCAUUAACCAGGCUGCCCGGAUCAUUGCUAAGCUGGCAUGCUGGGGACGUGAGCUGAUGGAAGGGUCUGACCUCACCUACUUCUUCACCUGGCUGAAGAACCAGCUGGUUGCUAAGGACAACGACUACCGACAGACUGUGGCGGGAUGUUUGAUGAUGAUGCUGAGAAUUAACGAGUACCGUCUGGGCUUCAUGAGACUGGAUGGGAUCAACACGUUGGUUACCGUAGUAGCAGCCAAUAAGAUAGGUUUCCAGCUGCAGUAUCAGAUUACAUUCUCCAUGUGGCUGCUGGCUUUCAACGCAGAGAUUGCCAUGCAGAUGGACAGAUAUAAUGUCAUUCCCGUCCUGAGCGACGUAUUGAGAGAGUCAGUGAAGGAGAAAGUCACUCGUAUUGUCCUGGCAACUUUCCGGAACCUCCUAGAGAAACCCACAGACAGAGACUGUAUCAAAGACCAUGCACUAGCCAUGAUCCAGUGUAAGGUGUUGAAACACCUGGAAGUCCUGGAGGGCCAGAAGUUUGAGGACCCAGACAUCACCGAGGACAUCGAGUUCUUGGAGGAGAAACUUCAGGAGAGCAUGCAGGACCUCAGCUCCUUUGAUGAGUAUUCCAGCGAGGUGCGGUCAGGUCGACUGGAGUGGAGCCCCGUGCACAAGUCUGAGAAGUUCUGGAGAGAGAACGCUGGCAGACUGAACGAGAAGAACUAUGAGCUGUUGAAGAUCUUGAUUCGACUGUUGGAGACGUCGAAGGACCCACAGAUUCUGGCGGUGGCCUCACACGACAUCGGAGAGUACGUCAGACAUCUACCCCGCGGGAAACACCUGAUUGAGACCCUUGGAGGGAAACAGUUGGUGAUGCAGCACAUGCACCAUGAGGACCAGUCUGUGCGCUACCAGGCCCUACUAGCUGUACAGAAACUCAUGGUUCACAACUGGGAAUACCUGGGAAAACAGUUGCAGGCUGCGUAGAUGUGCAGUACUUAACAUGUCCAUUAAGCUUCAAAUGUAGUGAUAAGGCCACACCAAUUUAAUUUCUUGGUUAACGA
Molecule: messenger RNA, 1578 nt
Organism: Branchiostoma belcheri (Belcher's lancelet)
Lineage: Eukaryota; Metazoa; Chordata; Leptocardii; Amphioxiformes; Branchiostomatidae
Product: V-type proton ATPase subunit H-like
Exons: 14
Coding region: 83-1501 (472 amino acids)
Biological process (GO): proton transmembrane transport
Cellular component (GO): vacuolar proton-transporting V-type ATPase, V1 domain; lysosomal membrane
Molecular function (GO): proton-transporting ATPase activity, rotational mechanism
Source: RefSeq, a predicted model, not a curated record